Messenger RNA from Aspergillus piperis CBS 112811, 996 nucleotides. Its product is annotated as putative protein kinase. The record is from RefSeq and is a predicted model, not a curated record. Gene Ontology annotation, biological process: spliceosomal complex assembly; protein phosphorylation; regulation of mRNA processing. Gene Ontology annotation, molecular function: protein kinase activity; ATP binding. Bases 1 to 996 code for a protein of 331 amino acids. Lineage: Eukaryota; Fungi; Ascomycota; Eurotiomycetes; Eurotiales; Aspergillaceae. The transcript is spliced from 6 exons.
AUGGCAACACCGUGGAGGUCUCUGAGGAUUUCGGUCAACAAAGUAUUCAAAUCAAGUCCUUAUAAACCAUCAAAUGUGCCGAGGCAAACUUUACCGGCUGCGGAAGUCGUUGAAGAAGAGUGCACUCCACAUUAUGAGCCAAACCACUUUUAUCCUGCUCGCCUCUACGAGAUUCUCAACAACAGGUACCAAAUAACUGCCAAGCUUGGCUGGGGAGCCAGGUCAACAGUAUGGCUGGCUCGUGAUUUGAAUCAAUGGCGCUGGUGCCCAGCACGCUACGUUGCAGUCAAAAUCAAGGCGAAUAAUCAUUCAACAAAGAAAGACGCUGAAAGAGAACUUCGAAUUACUGAAAACAUUACGCGCGCAAAUCCACGACAUGUAGGCCGGAACUUUGUCAGCACGUUGCUCGAUUCCUUUAAUUUACCAAGUCCUCAUGGUACCCACCCUCUAUGGAUGCUUAGACGGCGGUUUCAAGGGGAUGUGCUUCCAUUGGACGCUCUCAGGCCUGUUGCCAAAUUGAUUCUGGAAGGGCUUGGCUAUCUCCACUCUGGAUGUCAGGUCGUUCAUACAGACUUGGAAUCCGACAAUGUUCUCAUGGCUCUCCGUGGCCACUCCAUACUUGAUAGAAAACAGCUCGAAGACCGAACAAUAUACCUUUCGAGAAAUCACUUCGGCGUGGAAGCAAACAGCUUGGGCAGACCAGUGAUCACUGAUUUCGGACUGGCUGUGGAAGGGUCUCAGACUCAUUACCAUCUCAUUCUACCAGAUAGUUUCAGGGCCCCAGAGGUUAUUCUUGGAGCAGCCCAUGGCAGUGGUCCUUUUGAUGGACCAGACUCUAAUCACUCUACCUUCACGGAAGAAGCUCAUCUGGCUCGCAUUAUAUCGGUACUUGGACCUCCACCUGUGGAUGUGCUUCAUGAGGCGAAGUAUUCUUCUCGAUAUAUUGAUACUGAAGGUAGUCACUCUUCUCGGCUAGCAAUGUUGGAGCUUUACUGA